Molecule: messenger RNA, 3858 nt
Organism: Tuber aestivum (summer truffle)
Lineage: Eukaryota; Fungi; Ascomycota; Pezizomycetes; Pezizales; Tuberaceae
Source: the annotation of a GenBank genome assembly
ACUGUACCUUGUUUCUUAGCAUGUCUAUAAAGGGGUUUUUUUUUUCCCCUCUUUUCCUCGAAGACCAAGAAUUAUCAUAGAAUCGGGGGUUUUGGGUUGGGGAUGAUGGCGGUUGAUACCGGUACCGUGCCGUGCCGUACUCGUACUUUGUGUGCCACUCACGUGAUCUUGAUUUUUAGCCAAGCAGAACGCGUCCACAUGGGCGAUCCUCCGGAGAUGACGUUCUGAACUUGAGCAAACUUUACAGAUUUCCUUUCCUUUCCUUUCCUCUCCUAUUCCGACCGCCCCUAAAUUUGCUUGUCCAGACGACUUGGUGCCAUGUCUUUCAGGGCAUCACAGUUGGAUCUUGAGCCGAUACUCGUCGGACUGAAUAAUGCCCAACGACUAGCGGUGACGAACCCGUCGUCUGUGGUACAGAUACUUGCCCCACGUACCAUACCCUUUUUAUCUUCCUUCCUGGAUGCUCUGGACUGACCGAGCAAUAGCUGGUUCCGGUAAAACUAGAACAUUGACGUCUCGCGUUGCAUGGCUGCUAUGUCCUCCCCAGUCGUUGGAUCCCCGAAAUGUUAUUGUGGCUACUUUCACCGUUAAAGCUGCUCGGGAGAUGAAGGAGCGGAUAUCGAACCUCGUUGGAAAUGGAGUGGAAGGCCGGCUGGUGCUGGGUACUUUCCAUAGCAUAGCUAGGAGGUACUUGGUAAAGUAUGGGCAUCUGGUGGACAUCAAGACCGGGUGGGGAAUUGCGGAUUCCGGUGAUAGUUUGGGAAUUAUCAAGGUGGGUUGUGGCUUCUUGGGAGGGAGGGCGCGAGCACUGAUGUUUGUGCCGCAGAGGAUAAUCAAACGGAGGAAAUCGCCAUUGGAUCCGAGCCAGGUUAGAUCCCGGAUAUCCCAUUUCAAAGCCCGAGAUAGCUCUCCGGCGGCAAAUGCUCUACCGCCCCCUUCGACCGCGGCGGUGCAGCCUACGCAGGCUAAGGUAAGGGACAUUUCUGCCGAGGAUUUCGUUCAGAUUUUCGAGGACUACCAGGGGGCUUUGGAGGCAUCAAACUUGCUCGACUAUGACGACCUGCUACUUCGGUGUCUCGAGCUUCUCAGGCACAACCCGGAAUGCGUUAGUAACGUGCAAGCGGUUCUUAUCGACGAGUUUCAGGAUACGAAUUUGGUCCAGUUUGAAUUAAUGAAGCUACUUGCCUGGAAGCAUGAACGGAUUACAAUUGUUGGGGAUCCGGACCAGAGCAUAUAUGGGUUCCGGGCUGCAGAAAUCCGUAACCUGUCGAGGAUGGCUAGAGCUUACCCGCAGACGCUUGUAGUUCACCUUGAGCAGAAUUAUAGGAGUUCUGCUAGUAUUUUGCUAGCUGCCUUGGAGGUGAUCGAGCAGGAUCAUGAUCGCCCGAAGAAGCCCCUUACUCCCACACAUGCGGUGGGGACUAGGCCGGUUUUGAGAAGAAUUCCGAGCGCUUUUUUGGAGGCAAGUUGGAUAGUCUCGGAGAUUCAGAGGGUUAGAGCUAUGACUGGGGGCAUGGUGGAGCUUGGUGAUAUUGCCAUUCUCGUGCGGUCCGCGAAUUUGACAAGAAAUAUCGAGACGGGCUUUGUGAAAGCCGGAGUGGCAUACAAGAUGGUAGGGGGGUUGAGGUUUUACGAUCGUGUGGAGAUUAAAACCCUUCUAGACUAUCUAAGAGUAGUGCAGAAUCCGGGCAAUAAUGAUGCGCUGGCUAGGAUUGUUAAUACUCCUACGAGAAAGGUUGGGGAUACAACGGUGAAAGCGUUACUUGAUGAGGCCGACGAACGGGCUAGGAGCAUGUGGGAAAUUAUCAGAGCGGGGCUCGGUGGUAUCUGGAAAGAUGUGAAGAUUUCCAAAGCUGCCGAGAAGGGUCUGAGUGACUUUGUGGGAAUUAUUCUAUCCACCCAGAAGCAGCUUGAAGAGGGCAACCAAGGGAAGAGUCUGGUGGAUGUUGUGGAAUUCUUGAUGAGGAAGAUAGGCUAUGAAGACUAUCUCAGAAGGAGCUAUCCCGAAGACUUCGAUGCGAGGUGGUCUAACAUCAGCGAGCUCCUAUCACAGGCGCAAGAGGUGGAGAGGUUGGAUGACGAUGAGGAUAUGCUUCCGGACAUUGAUGGGUUGCCGCAAAGUCAGGUUGAGCAGUGCAGGCUGCAGUUGGUGUUGGAUCGGUUCUUGUCUAAUACAGCACUAGCAAAUGAGGUUAAGGGAGAUGACGAAACUAUCAAGCAAGAACAGGUUACAAUUAGCACCAUUCAUGCUUCCAAAGGUAGCUAGGAUUUGCCGGAUGCUCUGUCGGAACCUUGACUGACAAAUGUGUAGGGUUGGAAUGGCCAAUAGUCUUUAUCCCAGCAGUCUACCAGGGCAGCAUCCCGCAUUCGAGGGCAGAAGAUACGGAUGAGGAGAGAAGAUUACUCUAUGUUGCGAUGACUAGGGCACAGGCACUUUUGUAUAUGUCAUGUCCUCUGAGGAAUUCUCAAAAAGGUGUUGUCGCUUUGUCGGUGGGCUGGCAUAGUACGGACUAACAUCGUUAAACUAGACAAGACGAAGCUCUCGCAAUUCCUCGCACUUCGCUCUAUACAUCCUCUUCUCCACAGCCGUGGACCCACACUUGGGUUUUCUUCCGUCCAAUCUGUUGGCAGAAUUCUUGGCCGGGAGUGUCCUUCGGAGGUUCAGAUCCAGACGGCCGUUGAUAAGAGUGGGAUUGCGUCCACAUUGGAUGACCAAUUUCCUGAUAAGGUUCCCUCAGAGUCUGACAGCGAGAGUGAUGGUCUUGGUGAAGAUGGGGUGCGAUUAAAGGGGAGGAGGCUACAGAGUGAACAAGCUUCUUCCAAAGCAAAUAGGCUUUUAGACGAAGGAUUCAGGCCGGUCAUUUCUCGGGAGAAGCCUGCGGGGAGGAUGGAAAAACCACCCCCUGGGGUGGUGGUGGGGUUUAAAAGUGCGGGUAGCCACAUGCAGGAGCUCAAGGAAACUCGAUUAAAUCAGGAGGCGGAGAGAGCUCGAGUUGAGAAGGAAAAACAAAGGCGCGGUCCCGUGAUAGCUCGGCCACCAAAUAAAGGUGACGGCCUGAUCAGGGGAGGCCCGGCUGCCCUAGCACGGUCGAAUAAAAGACCGGCGGAUCAGGGGGGCUUGCUCAGCUAUUUCGGGCAAAAGGCGCCGAAACUGGCGCGAGAGGUUUUCUCGCCUGCAGUACCUACUGCGACAGAGGUCAUAAGUGACAAAUCGAUGAGGAAUAAGAAUCUUAAGGAACAAAUUGAAGCGCUACCCCAGCCCAAAUUCCCCAUCCGACCUGACCAUCAUAGUGGUGUCAUGUUAUUGAGUUCGUCGCCUGCGCGUGCACCGUCCGAGAGAAAGCGAAAGAAAGAAAUCCUCUCCUCGCCGCUACCGGUGUCAUCCGCCCCAUUUACGGGACAUAUAGAGUUAGCGAGGGUGGAAAGACGCACUGUGGUUGAAGAGACUGCCACCACUAUAGCGCCGGCUGGUGUAAUACAUGGUGCGGCAAACUCAAGGAACACAACUAUCGUGAUAAAUUCAAAUGCUGUAGCUAUGGCGGCGACGGCGGCCCCGAAGAGAAGAACUUUGGGCGUUCGGCGUAGUAUUGGCGAUGGAUGGACAAACAGGGCGAGUGCCAAGCGAUAAAAGGAGCUUGUGGGGAUCGGCAUGUUUUUUGUAUAUUCAUAUCCUGGCGUAAAUAGGUGCGGUGGGGGUUUUGUUUGAAAGGCGGUAAAUAGCUAGGGCCUUGAAUACUAGACGGAUUAUGCGUUGCUGUAACUGCUAUAUAUUCAUACUUUGGGGGUUUAUUAAUUUUGGAGCCUAUGGUAAUUGGAUAUUGCCUGGUGAGUGUCACUUAAAAUGUAUCAUAUAGCCUC